GCUAGCUGCUCAACAGCGCCAUCAUUCGUCACCGUUGUCUCAUGUAACAAAUGCCACUUGCUCUUUGUGCUAUAUAUGAUGUCCUCUUCAAUUCUAAACUGUAACUUUAACCGUUCUGUGGACUCCGGGUUUGUGGAUAUCACAGGUGAUCCUCCAUCAAGCACCUCUUUCACGGAUCCUAUGAUUACACCUUCCUCACGCCUCUCGUCAACGGAGCGCAUCAAAUCUGUCAUCAAAAUCCUCCGAGACGGCCGUAUUAGCAUCCUCGAUUUCAUGCUAAAAAUUCUCGAUCCGUCAGAGGCUUGUUUUGCAUAUAAUCGCGACCGCAUAUUCAACUGCUCUCGGCAGGAAAAGACGAGUGUAGAUGUUGGGAAGCCUCCAGUGGGAAAGCUCGAGAAGAUGUUUGAUUGCUUGUUUGCAGAUUCACGUGGUCACACUCGAAUGAUGGAAUGGGUGACUUCAUCCUCAUGUCAUUUCCUCGGUCUCCACUGUAAUCAAUCAGGAGAUGGAUGCGGUGAAGGAGAUUCUACGAGGGACACUCGACUCGAUCACUCCGGAAUUUCUCUUGACGUGGGAUCUUCAUUCGACAAUCCAGAAUGCAGUUGUCUCGAAAGCGCCAGUCCUCAACAGCAUGCUCGCAGUGCGUCUGUUCUGUCACUAUUAUUGAGCGUUUGAAUGUAGUCGGUAGGGAGUCGUUCUUUAAUUAAAUCACACGCGAAGCGAUCCAACGCAUCGAGGGAAGCAUCACGAAAGGCUUGGAUGAUGGAGGAUUGGUCCAUU
This is a messenger RNA of Suillus discolor, 780 nucleotides long. RefSeq lists its product as uncharacterized. The transcript has a single exon. The coding region runs from base 76 to 675 and encodes 199 amino acids. The record is from RefSeq and is a predicted model, not a curated record. NCBI's taxonomy places the organism in Eukaryota, Fungi, Basidiomycota, Agaricomycetes, Boletales, Suillaceae.